ACUGGAGGCCAAACACCAAGAAAAGAUGGCGGAGCAGCCCCCACCACUACUGGGAAGACAUCCAAUGCUGCAAGCAGGUCGAAACCUAGGAAAAAAUACAAGUUGUGGAAGACUUCUAACCAGCACCUUAGUGAACAGCAGAGGAGAGAACAGGAAGAGGCAGAACACCAGGCCAUACAGAGGCUCAGCUUAUUCUUCCCGGACAUGCUGCGCAGCGUGACACGUCGCCGUAGAUUCAGGAAGGUCUGCACGGAAGAGAUGCCUUGGAGAUGUCAGCUGAAUAUUCUCCAAGGGCUCAGUCAUUUUGGGGUCUUCUUACACAAAGUGGAAACCAGAGAGGCAGUAAUGGGCAAUUACACUGAUAACUUGUACAGUACCUCUUACCUGGACUUAGAGUGGUUCACACUAGACAGUGCCGGAACGGUUGUAGUGGGCUGGGAUGGUGGCCCACCCAGAAAGGAGGACCAGUACUUCGGUCCCACCAGUGCCAGUAGGGGCGCACCGACGCGAACCACAACCCAGGAGUCUGUGGCAGUCGGGCAGUAUGGACGGGACUAUAACAACCCUACAAGAUCCAGUGGAAUUGAACUUGCUGCAGCAGCUGCAACUGGCCAGCCCCCUGCCCCAAUGUUCCCUAUUCCCAUUGAGGAAGAGGACACCCCCAGAACCUACAGGUCUGAUAUAGACGACAUGGGUAUGCCAAGGAUAGACAAUGAGGCAGGUCUGCUCUCCCCUAAGGAGGCCAUGGAAAGCCUGGACAGAACUUUUGACUACUUUAAAAAGGCAGUAGUUUUGUCCCAUAGAGGUCAGCACUGGACCUUACUCCAGAACUCUUGUCGUGCUUUAUGGAACUGCGCACACACUGCACUGAUGCGCACACUAUCUACCCGACAGCACGGAAGCAAUGCAGGAUCCCUGAUUGGUAUUGAACAGUUGCGGUCACUCUUGUGGCAUCCUUUCUUCACUGCCACCGACUGCUUACUGGACAUGCUGGAACAGAUGCAGCUGGACAGGGAGAAACAGGCAGCCAAGGCCAAAAGCAAGGGCAAAGCACCAGAUGAGGAGCCCACGUUUUUUGGCUUUCAACCAGAGGAAAAAGGUGGUGCCCAUCUUAAGUUUGAAUCCCCCUUGGAUAACCUGAGUACAGUGGACGCUCGCUGGGUCAGGCGCAUUGUGGAGAGGACCAUAGAGAUACUGUACCAUGAGGGAAAGUGGGAGAGACUGGUAGAUGUUGCCCUGAGGUUCAAUGCAUUGACAAAUGACAGAUAUGCGGAGCAGGUCAUCCCUCUCCUAGUGCAGGCACAACGACAGCUCCGUGACAGACUGGAGGAGAUCAAUGCACCAUCCUACCCACAGGCGCACUUCCGUAAGAUUCUGAAGGAGCUCGGGGGCACAAUGACGGCCAAGGACUAUGCUCAGAUGCAGAUCAGGGUAGAAGUCCAGAAAGACCAGUUGCCCGCCAUCCACCCUGGGGCUCAUAUUGACCCUGAGGGUCACCAAGUGUAUCAAGGUAAAAGAGACGGCCUCCGCCUGGUGUCCGUGCCCCUGGAUAUCAGUUACAGUCUUCAAGUUUUCCGUGAUGCCUUGGACACCUCUGCCUAUACCUCCAGGGCUCUACAACACAGCAGACGGCUGCUGGUGCUCUACCUGGCUGGACAGCAAAGUGUGAGUGGUCAGAGUGGCCUUGGGUCAGAGAUGUCCAAGGUGGACUUCAUCCCCAAUACGGCCAAGCCCCAGCCCACAAUGCCCCCUGACAUCAGGAAGGAGGAGUAUAUUGACAGUGAUGACGUGGAGACGGCACCUUUACCUAGGUCACAGCUUGGGGUUGUGAUUGCUUCCUAUGAUAAAACCAUUGAAAUGCUGUUGUCUAGGAACCAGAAGGGCCUUGCUGCUCAAGCCAUGCAUGAACUGGGCAAUCUGCAUUAUCAUGGAGGAAAUAUAAGGGGUGCGUAUAAAUGGUGGGCAGAUGCGUUAGAUGUGAUACUGAAUGUGUCGGAUGCGCUGCACACCUGGAAGCAGUUAUUCACGGAUGCGGAGACCAUCAGCCAGGAGCUGCUGCAGAGAUGUGGUCUGUGGGGGUGUGUCCUAGGCGGAGUUCUGGCCUCCAAUAUUGCACAGUAUAUCUUGACCUCGGAUCUCGGUCUUAAGAUGCAGUCCUGUUUUCUCUCAGGAUAUUUUUUCAAGGCCCUGUUCCGUACCUCCCUCCCCCAUCCCACAGCCGACUGUGACUAUGCUCUGUAUGAGAUAGGGGAAGGUUGUGAGGUCAGUCACCUCGUCCCGGGCAUUGACCUCUUAUCAGACAGGUUCCGCAGUGAAGGUCGUUCAGUAGUAGCUGCACUGAGAUGGGUCACUGAAGAGCUGGCCAGAGGAAAACACAACUUGUUUGUUCUCCCAAUGCUUACUCUGUACCAGUAUUUCACCACUUUCGUCUGCCGUGACCUGCAGCGUUCCGUCGACGGACGUGUACUGAAAGUGCGUGUCCUCACUGACCUCAGCCUGUAUUCUGAGGCCCUGAUAUGCCUGCAGCGUCUGCUACACGGAGAACGUCUGCCGCAUACUGCAGACAAUAACUUCAGACAAGUCGAGUCAAAAUCAGUCAAUUUGAGGUUCAGUGCAGAUAAACCCGUCCUAGAUCCCAAUAAUCUGAAGGUAUUAGAGAGUGUGAUAGACAAGAGACUGUCCUCCAACCUGGCAGCUCUGUACGGCCCUCACAUGACCUGUCUGCUAACCUUGGCCCAGGCACAUCUGCUGAUCUCAGUGGCGGAGAAAUUACCUGUCUUUCCUGUGCUUGAUGAUCUGGGCAGACUUGAGAGUCGCCAGCGCACCUACACCUCAUUACCCCGUAGUGCCCAGCGGUCAGGUCGUCCAUCUGUGACAUCCAGUUCUGCUACUAAGCCAUCAGCUUUCAGAGGACCACCAGCGGGCAGCAGUAUAGAUGUGGAGGAAUCAGACUCAGAAACAGAGGGUGAGAAAGUCGUCCAGAAGCGUUUCUCCACCAGUAAGAAGCCAGUCACCCUGGAGAUGGUCAAGGGGACACUCCUGGGAGUGUCUGAGUUUAUGCUGACCACCCUGUCUGAGAUAUUGAUAGAGCAGGCAGAAAAUGAUAAAGGUGUGGAGACACUGGCAGCAGCAGAACUCGAGCUUGUGGUGCACUGCAAACUGGAGCUCUCAGAGGUUGCUAAGCAACGGCACCAUGGCUCAAUGGCAGCUCGCACUGUAUUGACAGCGAUGAAGUUGCUGCAGGGUGCAGAGCUCUUUACAUUCAAGGCAGCUGAGCAGAUAGCAAAAAGGGAAUCUAUCUUGAAAACCAGUAGAUUCAAGGAACCUUCCUCCAUGAGGAGCAGUCGUCACGCAACUGGAACUGCCAAUAUCCAGUUGACCCAGAUAGAGAACAGUCAAUUCCAGUUCCAGAACUUUCAGAGUCGCUCUCGUCUUGAUGCUCGCUUGUGGUUGAACUGUCGCCUGGCUCUGGUGAAGAGUCUGAUGUGUGAGGUCCGAGGCAUGGGAGACGUGAAAGGUGUAGAGACACUGGCAGCAGCAGAACUCGAGCUUGUGGUGCACUGCAAACUGGAGCUCUCAGAGGUUGCUAAGCAACGGCACCAUGGCUCAAUGGCAGCUCGUACUGUAUUGACAGCAAUGAAGUUGCUGCAGGGUGCAGAGCUCUUUACAUUCAAAGCAGCUGAGCAGAUAGCAAAAAGGGAAUCUAUCUUGAAAACCAGUAGAUUCAAGGAGCCUUCCUCCAUGAGGAGCAGUCGUCAUGCAACUGGAACUGCCAAUAUCCAGUUGACCCAGAUAGAGAACAGUCAAUUCCAGUUCCAGAACUUUCAGAGUCGCUCUCGUCUAGAUGCUCGCCUGUGGUUGAACUGUCGCCUGGCUCUGGUGAAGAGUCUGAUGUGUGAGGUCCGAGGCAUGGGAGACGUGAAAGGACCAUACCGCAGUGUCCAUGUGGAGCUGGGAGACUGCAGGCAGUACUGUGUGGAGGGAUAUGCUGAGGCCGAGGCCUGCGGAGAUGUGGAGAUGCAGGCCGAAUUUCUCAUGCAGGGAGUCCUGUUGAACAUCAUGGAAGGGAAGAGUUCUGAUGAUAAUAUUGAUAUGCUAAAGGACAUACUUGCCCUUCUGUCCAGCAUAGUGUUGUCCUCCAGUGGUCAGUUACUCCAGACCACGGCAAUGGUGAUGCUGACUGAUAUAACCACUGCGGCCACUCCUUUAGGCAAGGACAGAGUGGACAUCACUGAGAAGACUGUUAAGGAGUACCUGGCUGCCCAGAAACUUCUCCUGGCACAGAAUUAUGAUGAUGAUAGUCCUUCUUCUUCCUCUUAUGAUUAUUGUGAUGAUGAUAAUGAUGAAAAUCCAAGCACUGGGAGAGAAGAUAGAGCACUACUACCCAGCAGGAGGAGCCGCGUGGCACAGUGCGCCUCUNUGUGGUUGAACUGUCGCCUGGCUCUGGUGAAGAGUCUGAUGUGUGAGGUCCGAGGCAUGGGAGACGUGAAAGGACCAUACCGCAGUGUCCAUGUGGAGCUGGGAGACUGCAGGCAGUACUGUGUGGAGGGAUAUGCUGAGGCCGAGGCCUGCGGAGAUGUGGAGAUGCAGGCCGAAUUUCUCAUGCAGGGAGUCCUGUUGAACAUCAUGGAAGGGAAGAGUUCUGAUGAUAAUAUUGAUAUGCUAAAGGACAUACUUGCCCUUCUGUCCAGCAUAGUGUUGUCCACCAGUGGUCAGUUACUCCAGACCACGGCAAUGGUGAUGCUGACUGAUAUAACCACUGCGGCCACUCCUUUAGGCAAGGACAGAGUGGACAUCACUGAGAAGACUGUUAAGGAGUACCUGGCUGCCCAGAAACUUCUCCUGGCACAGAUCCAAGCACUGGGAGAGAAGAUAGAGCACUACUACCCAGCAGGAGGAGCCGCGUGGCACAGUGCGCCUCUCCCUCCAAUGACCAAUACCUUCCUCCCUCACAUCCUGCUCCUGGCACAGAUAAAGCUCAGGAUUGGCCACGCCAUGGCCAGAAAUGCCGCAAGGAAUGCUGGGUCAGAGGAUAUUGUUGAGAGGUGGACAUCAGCCCUGGGUGUCUUGACCACAGCACUAGAGCUCUGCAAGGUGACUUCCCUGAGAGAGGCAAGUCUGGAGGCUGAGAUCCUGCUCAAUAUGGGUAAAGUGCAGCGUCAGCUGUUCAAUCUAGGCAAGUACCAGGCCCGGGCAGUAGUGUCCACUCUUCUGGACGCCAUACGGACUAGUUAUGCUUUUGACCAUGACUUGGGCUUAAUCCGUCAGGGUUACCUGGAGAUCGCCCUGGUCUACCUGUCCUCCUCGGGGGUGGUCCCCCAGGGAGUGACCACUGAGGACACCCUGACUGUCCCCGAGGGGUCAGUGGUCGAAUCGGCCGGGGAGAGCGGGGAUGAAGUGAGCUCUGUGAAAACUGGUAGCAGUGGGAAGAAGUCCAAGAAGGGAGUCAAGAGUAAGAAGGAGAAGACCAAGUUGAAGCCGGCCAAAGAACCCACUGAGGGUGAGAGGGACAAGGAACGGCGUGCUGCAUGGGUAGCCAUAAGGUGUGCGGCAGCUGCGGGACAGGCGCAGCGAGCACGCCUGUUAUUGCCUGGUGAUGUCAGCGUAACGUCACAACCUCUCUCCGCAAAGGCGCAGCAGGACAUCCCAGAUUUUGCUGUUCUUGAUCUCAUCAGCUCCUAUGUGUUUGGGGAGAAGAAGAAAGUUUAUAAAAAUGCUAUAGAGGAGGAGAUGGCUCCCUUGGUGGAGAGCCUUGAGGUGCAGCAGGUGGUGGAAACUUACCAAGAUGAAAUCAAUAAAGCCAGGGAAGAAGCCAAGGGCAUCAGCUGGACCCAUCUCCUGGGCUACCAGGCUAUCCUGCAGCGUAUGUGCAGCACAGCCACAGUGAUAUCUGCAUCUGCCAAGAAGGAAAACGAACACCAGAGGGAGCCACCAAACACUACAAGCGAUCUUGGUUCUGAAUUUGGCUUAGGAUUCUUCAGCCAUGCAGAAUUUGACAUCGCCUUAAAUCACGACGUGGUGAGAUCAACUGUCCUCAGCGGACCAAUUGCUUUACGUCUAACCAGCAUGCAUCAGUUCUUCACUUCUGCCCUGCAAGUGUACUCAGCAGAAUGUUGCGCCAUCUAUCCACCUGCUGCAUUACAACUUGACCUGCCACCAGAUGUCAGCCCUACAAAUGUGGAAAUUAUCGCCAAGAAUUACGCUGGGAAUCUGGUGAUCCCUAUUGACCAGCAGCCAGACGGAACCCCCUUGGCACCCGUCACACCCCCAGGGACCCUGAGCCCUGUACACAUCCAUAAACCACCUGACAAGAGCAUUGUCAGCACUUCAGAUAAUGAAAUCAGUCUACAAUGGUACCAGCCAGCCUUUGAGGAGCAUGGUCAUAUGCCAUUACGUCCCCAGACCAGUAUGUCGACAGGGGCAGCAGACAGCCAUAUUGCUCUGCUGUACGCAGUUAAUAAGAAGGCAGAUAAAGUGACAGGUGCCCAGGGACUACAACCUGGACUGCUGUGGAUAACACUGAAACAACUGAUAGAGCUACAUGAUAGACUGGCACUGCUGAUGCAGAGAAGUGAGAUAUCUUUAGUGGAGAAGCCCAAAAAAGAGCCCCAGCCUCCAUCCCCCACCCCCUCGGCCACAGGGAAGACCAAGAAAGUGGCCAGAAUCAAGGCCCUGUCUCCCAAGGUGAAGAAGGACGAGCAUCUGGAAAAUUUGUUAAAGCAGUGCUUGACCGAUGUCCAGACAUUAUUUGGAGUGCUGCCAGAGCUGGAGACUGUCUCAGAGGUGGAGAUUCCCUUUGAAGUCACCAAGGCCAACAUGCACAGUUUUGAGAAGCUGUUUGAUCCAAGCUUUGGCUUCACCAUGAAGGGAGGGACCAUGUUUAACUGGUUCAGCAAGUUGUUCACACAGUAAAGAUAUACAGUAAUGGACAGUUUACAUCAAUGGGAUGAUAUUACACAGAAACGGCCUGCCGUGUUAAUGUUCCCAUGAUACGUGUAUCACAUGUGCACAGCGAUGGAAUCAAACCUAAUUAACACUAUACUGGACUUUGGUCUAAGUUAACAUUGGCUGAAUGGGCUGUCAGUUCACAAAGUAUUGAAAUUGGGCCCAAAUUCACACAUAAGCAUCUGUUGACAUACUGUAUGUAGUAGUGGAAUUGUGUCAAAGUUCACACUUACUGAAUAGGCAUCAGUUGACACAGUAUUGGAAUCAGAUCAAAGCUCAACAGGUCAAAGUUCAUACUUGCAGCAGUCAUCAGGGUAAUGGACUAUAGGCCCAAAGCCCACAAGGCAGUGAAAUGUCGAAGUUAGAAUGUACAGUAUGACAAUGGAAUCAAACCAAAUUCACAUGAUUUUGAAUGAAACCAAGAGUCUUCUAUGUCAUUCCCUUUAAUCAACAUUGUUUCUGUGAUUAAAUGGCCGCUUUGGAACCGCCAUAACAAAUUAAGUUGAAAAAGAUUACCUGAAGACAUUUUAUUGAAUGUGUUUCCCGUCUAUAUAAUAAUGCAAUCUUUUGUUCCAGAAGAAUAAUAAGCGGAAAGUGUAACAAUAUUAAGUUUUAAAGCAUUUUUCCACAAUGCCAAGGAUUUUGUUUCCAUCCAUCUUUUAUGAGUUAUGUGUUCAUCUACAUGGGGUAUGGAAAGUUGUGCGGGGCCCAUGAGAAAAUCGUACUGGGCUUAGUUUUGCCUUCUCUAUUUUGUCUCACAAAUUUUACAUAUACCAGUAAACCCCACACACUCCAUUCUCCCCAUGUAAAUGACGACAUAACAAAUAAAAUUAUCAUUCAUGAAAAAUGAAGUUUAAAGAAUUGUAGAAACAAUGGUGAUACCUUUGAUACAUGUACAUGUAAUAUACACGUACAUUGUAUAUUUGUUCUAAGAAUAUUUAGUAUGGUAUUUUAGUGUUGUCUUUUCAGAGUGUGCUUUAUUGUUGGAUGCCUUUUGCAAGUUUGUAUUCUAUAUUACAUUAUUAUAUCAAUUUCUUCUUUUCAUUUCAAAUGGCAGUUUGCUUAUAGGUAAAAUG
This is a messenger RNA of Lingula anatina, 8021 nucleotides long. Its product is annotated as cilia- and flagella-associated protein 54. Gene Ontology annotation, biological process: cilium assembly. Gene Ontology annotation, molecular function: protein binding. NCBI's taxonomy places the organism in Eukaryota, Metazoa, Brachiopoda, Lingulata, Lingulida, Lingulidae. The record is from RefSeq and is a predicted model, not a curated record.